This is a messenger RNA of Pelecanus crispus (Dalmatian pelican), 1117 nucleotides long. The record is from RefSeq and is a predicted model, not a curated record. Lineage: Eukaryota; Metazoa; Chordata; Aves; Pelecaniformes; Pelecanidae.
GUGGUGCAGAUCUGACCUAUGGUAAUACCUUGAAAGAGUAUGAAUAUUUCAGCAAACUGCCUUUUCAGUGGUUCCUCAUUAGCAUCUGAAGUGCAUGCUGCUGCUGUUAAUGGAGAUAAGAGUACCCUCCAAAAGCUAAUAGCAGGAAACUCUGAGCUGAAAGAUAAAGAGGACCAGUUUGGAAGAACUCCACUUAUGUACUGCGUAUUGGCUGACAGGCUGGACUGUGCAGAGGCAUUGCUGAAGGCUGGAGCCGAUGUUAAUAGAGCAGAUCGUAGCCGAAGAACUGCUCUCCAUCUUGCUGCACAAAAGGGAAAUUACCGCUUCAUGAAACUUUUACUGGCUCGUAGAGGGAACUGGAUGCAGAAGGACUUGGAGGAUAUGACACCAUUACAUUUAACUACACGUCACAAAAGCCCAAAAUGUUUAGCUUUGUUGCUAAAACAUAUGGCGCCUGGAGAAGUGGAUACCCAGGACAGAAACAAGCAAACUGCAUUGCAUUGGAGUGCCUACUACAAUAACCCAGAGCAUGUGAAACUUCUCAUAAAACAUGAUUCAAAUAUUGGAAUCCCUGAUAUUGAAGGAAAAAUCCCACUUCACUGGGCAGCUAACAACAAGGACCCUAGUGCAAUUCACACAGUGAAAUGUAUUCUGGAAGCUGCACCUACAGAAUCUCUGCUUAACUGGCAAGACUACGAAGGACGAACUCCCCUUCAUUUUGCUGUUGCUGAUGGGAAUGUAGCAGUUGUUGAUGUCCUGACCUCCUACGAAGGCUGCAAUGUGACAUCUUAUGACAACUUGUUUCGAACUCCCCUUCACUGGGCAGCCUUACUUGGUCAUGCACAGAUUGUCCAUCUCUUAUUAGAAAGAAAUAAGUUUGGAACUAUCCCAUCUGAUAGUCAAGGUGCAACACCCCUACAUUAUGCGGCACAGAGCAACUUUGCUGAAACAGUUGAAGUAUUUUUGAAACAUCCUUCUGUAAAAGAUGACUCAGAUCUUGAGGGAAGAACGUCCUUCAUGUGGGCAGCUGGCAAAGGCAGUGAUGAUGUCAUUAGGACUAUGCUGACUUUAAAAUUGGAUAUUGAUAUCAAUAUGACAGACAAAUACGCUGGCACAG